Messenger RNA from Pleurotus ostreatus (oyster mushroom), 2367 nucleotides. RefSeq lists its product as uncharacterized. The record is from RefSeq and is a predicted model, not a curated record. The transcript has 3 exons. NCBI's taxonomy places the organism in Eukaryota, Fungi, Basidiomycota, Agaricomycetes, Agaricales, Pleurotaceae. The coding region runs from base 1 to 2367 and encodes 788 amino acids.
AUGGACCCCUCCACGAACGGCUAUUCUUCUACCGACUCCCUUCAUCACUACAAUUAUUACAACUUCUACUCUUCGACCGAGUCGUUCUCCGAAGACGACUGCAGCACUGACGAUGCAUUACGAGCAGAGCUUUUCGGCCGCAUCUCCAGAGAUGUAGAUAUGGAGGAUUACGUGCAGUACGUGUAUGGCGUAUCGAAGGCCGAUAUCGAGUACAUACGCAGCAAAGAAUGGAAGGUCGAGGGCUUGCCUACCUAUACGAAGUUGCUUAAUGAAGGCGCGCAAAAAGAGGAUCUUUACGAACCAUUCCAAUCAAUUAUAGCCGAUCUCUUCGACACUUUCACCAACGACGGGCGCAAGCUUGAUGUACACCACACGUCCCUUGACGAGACAACACUGAAAGGCGUCUGGAACGUCGGAAACCCUGACCAGCUUUUCUUCUUCGGCUCACACGACGAGGAGGCACCCAUAGCCUGGUCACUCGCCAAAGCCUUUGUCGAGUUCGCCGUGACACCUCGCACACAGCGCACCGCAGCCAGUGACUCAACCAUAGGUAUAUUUAACGAAGAGGGAACAACUGCUACAGCUGCUCUAGCUGUGUCAUCGCCCGGCCUAGUGCCCACCCCGACACUCACGACGCGAUCUAGUACCAAACGCAAACAUUCUAGCACGGAUACCCUCGACGGACCGAUGCCAGCUUCAAAACGCCCGAAACUCGUAGUUUUCACUCGGAAAGAAAUGCAAGCGGCUGGAUACGCCUUGGAGCUCUUGGCUUCCGCCUGCAGACGAUGGGCCACUGGUGUGGUCAUCAUAGACACACAAGUGGCAUUGCAUUAUUACGAUCGUAUGGGUGCUAUCUACACUCAACCUUUCAAAUUCGACGAGGAGCCAUGGAAGCUAGCGUUGUUCGCUUUAGCCAUUGGACAGUGCGACCCUGCACAAGCAGGAUUCGAGCCACUCGUCGCACCCAACACCGAUACCCUGCUCUCUCAGCCGCUCUUCUCGGUGAAAAACGCCAUUCUUAGGCUGCCCAAAUAUAACAGCAGCAAGGAUAGUGCUUACGAGGGCGACGACGACAAAGUUAUUGGCAAUAAAGUGAAAGGCGAAGCCGCCGUUGAGAAGGUCUGGUCCCACUUCAAAAUCACUGGUGAUCCGCUAUACGUAUCUGGUAGUCUCACUGGACGAGGAUCGCAUGUCUUGCCUGGAGAUCUAGUCGAAGAAUCACCUGCCCAGGAUCACUCAGAAGGUGUGGCCAGCAAGGAGAAACAGGGUGCUGAAUCAGGACAAGAGGGCACCAUGGUUGCCAAGCUCAGUUGGCCAAUGGAAAAACGUCCGUAUUUCGAGGCGGAUACAGUCAAAGAUCUCGUCGACAAGAUUCCAUGGAUGACACGUCAUCUACCUCGUAUUCACUGCGCUAUAUCACUCAAGAGUGAAUCUAUGGGACUACCACGGCGUCUCUUCCACGACAUGACCAUAGCGUAUGGAUUGGAGCAGCGGUACUUCACCCUCCUAUUCUCGGAUCGCUAUAAACACCUUUGGGAAGUCAAAACAUUGAUUGGGUUCCAAAUGGCAUACAUUGACAUCGUUGAGUGCCACCGCACCGUGACGAAGUACGGAAAAGUGCUUCAUAGGGAUAUAAGCGAGAACAACCUAUUGUGGACUAAUGAUAAGCGCGUCGUUGGGGUCCUCAAUGACUGGGAUCUAGCCACACCCGUCGAUGCGGUUGGCAAUAGCACCAACCACCGAACCGGGACGGGCCCGUUCAUGGCCUACGACCUACUCGGGCCCGAACCGCCUGUCCAUCUGUAUCGGCACGAUCUCGAAUCGCUCUUCUAUGUGCUUAUAUGGGCGGUAGUGCAUUAUAACAUCGGCAGUGACAUCCCUUACUCCGGCGCUGUCAAUCCAGUGCUGAAAACAUGGACUGGGGAUUACGGAGAAGCUCGUAAUGCGAAGCAUGCUUUCUUGGGGGAUCCAGAGCCCGUACUCCGCAAUAUACAGCCUGUGUUCAAGUCGUUGCGAGCGUUGUGGAUUCAACCACUCUGCAACCUAUUCCGACAAGCACAAGUCAACCGGGACAAUCUUGCGAACUUGGCCCACCAAGCACAAGAAGAAGUCAUCGGAACGGACCUGUUCGCUAUGAGACUGUGGGACGAAGACCAGGAUGAUGACGAGGGCUCAGCCCCUUCUCCGACCGUUCCACAGGCUGUCGCUCCUUCUCCUGCUCCACGAAGCGACGACAUCGACUUCGAGACUCUGGGAGACUGUUUGACGUUUGAGAAAUUCAUGGCUGCCUUGGGUGGAAGCCGGCCCGUUGGGAUACCGAAGAAAUACCGCGCCUACGCGGAAUCCCUCCUUGCAGUGCCCAAGUGA